AUGUUGCCCUGGACCUCCCGGCAGUGGCGUGUGGGUGAAGAGCAGGUGCCAGGCCUGGGACUCUGGAGAGGAAGCCCUGGGGGAACCAAGAACACCCCACAGGACAGCCUCCAGCCCUGGUCCCGAAGGCCUUCCUACCGGAAGGAGCAGCUGCUGCCUUGGCCGCCCCCAGGCCUGGCUGCCGAGCGGUCCCCGGGAGCCCCGGUUCCCCGCUCCCCACAGACGACCUGGGAGGUGGCCCCGUCAAAGAUGACGCUGCUGGCAUCCUGGGACCCCAACUAGGAGGCUCAAGCGGGACCUCGGCUGGUGUGGGGACCCAGCUGUGGGUCAGGCACCUCCUUCUCAGGCCGGACCUCAUGCCAUCCCUCAUUCUGGCCUCUGUACAAGGCAGCCUCAGGCAGAGGCCUCAGGCAGCUAGCAGGACAUCAGAGUGGAGAGCAGGCACACAGGGACGCAGGGUUCCCAGUGACACGCUGUGAAGACCUCUUUCUUUCUGACCCUCCGCUGUCCUGUGGGCAGCAUGCUCCCCUGCACCUGUCUCAGGCCCCUCAGCAGGUGAUGGGCUCUCUGAAACUGCUGCUCCCACCCCCAGUAAUGUCCCCCUGGGUCCUCCCCAUCCCAUCCUCUGGCUGCUCCACCGCCUGGCUCAGUGGGCCUGAGCUGAUAGCCCUCACUGGCUUCUUGCAGAUGAGCCAGGGGGAGCCAAGACCCAGCUCCCCGGGGGCUCCCAUGCCUCCUGCUGGCCCCCCAGACCCUGUCUCUGACCACCCAGGUGCCAGUGGUGGCCAGAGCUCUUCUCACUGCACAGACCCAUCUCUCCCACGGGCCCCAGACAACCAAGGUCCAUAG
This is a messenger RNA of Delphinapterus leucas (beluga whale), 849 nucleotides long. Its product is annotated as histone deacetylase complex subunit SAP25-like. The record is from RefSeq and is a predicted model, not a curated record. Lineage: Eukaryota; Metazoa; Chordata; Mammalia; Artiodactyla; Monodontidae. Gene Ontology annotation, cellular component: cytoplasm; nucleus. Gene Ontology annotation, biological process: regulation of DNA-templated transcription.